Molecule: messenger RNA, 2031 nt
Organism: Cotesia congregata
Lineage: Eukaryota; Metazoa; Arthropoda; Insecta; Hymenoptera; Braconidae
Source: the annotation of a GenBank genome assembly
AUUACAGAUAACAGCAGUGAAGGAGAUUGUAAGAGUAAGAGCAUAGACCGAGUUACUGAGUACCAGACUACCAAUGGUGAUUGUCAUCAAGAGAUCAAAGUAACCAACUCCAGCUGUUUUGGUAUAUGGCCUUUUUUAAAGACUUUUUCACAAGUUAAAAUGGGAUGUUGUGGAUGCGGUGAAGAUGACUCGGCGAAAAUUGAACCUGGGAGCCAAGAGAGGGAAUUGUCAUUCUCCGGAUCAGAAGUAUUUGCGAAAAAACGAUCAUGUACCGACCUUCCAGCGCUUUUAAUCCUUAUUUUGAUCAUUGCCGGCUACGGUUUUUUUGUUAGCUGUGCGGUUAAAAAGGGAGAUCCCUUUCGACUUCUCUACGGAUAUGAUGACUGUGCUAACGUUUGCGGUCGAGUUACGAGCAAAGAAACAAACCCAGAGUUUUCUUGCAAAGGUGCUGACAUGAGAGAGCUCCGUUAUCAUUACGCUGAAUUCGGAGUAGAGGGAGUUAAAUCGCGAAAAUGUAUUGAAAACUGUGAUCGCCUGGGAAAUGAAACAAUACGAUUUUUAAAUCGUUGCAUCGUUAAAACUAAUGGCAAUAAUCCUACAAACGCUUUAAUAAAUAACUUGGGAGUUAAAAAUUUUUUUAAUGAAGCCGCAAAUGAUUUGAAUAUUGCAUGGAGAGAAUUGAUUUACCUGCUAUUAAUUGCUCUGGCAUCAUCCCUCGGCAUUCUGAUUGCUUUCCGAUACAUCGUACAAUACGUCAUAUUCAUUGUUCUAAGUGGUGCAGUUGUCAUCUCCAUUGCUGGGACAAUUUACCUCUGGUAUAAUAUCACUCUUUUCAAUAUUCUAACCGGAGUCGUAUUAAUAUCGGCUGAUAAUGAUAAACAACAAUCUAUACACGUCUAUACACAUAAUUAUUCCAGGUUGCUCUGGUAUUUGGAAAAGAAAGACGUUAUGGCUGGUAAAAUCGACGACGAAGAAGCACAUAUACAAGCGUAUUUGGUAUAUGCUAUUUUAAUGUCAAUAGUUGCUGUUGUGACACUUCUAGUGGUACUCGUAAUGCGAAGAAGAAUAGCUUUAGUUUCACAAUUAUUUAAAGAAACCGGUAAAGCGAUUUAUUCAAUGCCUGGAUUAUUGUUGCAACCAAUCUACACUUACAUAGUUAUCAGCGCUUCACUUGUCACGUGGCUUUAUAUAAUGAUGUGGAUUGAGAGUGCCGGUGAUCUCUAUAAAAAUAAAAAAGGCCAUUAUCACUAUAAAAAAAAUGGUUUGCUUGAGGGCGCACGUUGGUAUAAUAUCUUCAUGUACUUUAUAAUGAUGCAGUUUUAUCUGGGUUGUCAGCAUAUGAUUGUAGCUGGUGCGGUGGCUCGAUGGUUUUUUACAAGGGAUAAAAAGCAGUUGUCAAUGCCAGUAACUCGCAGUACGUGUUCAUUAAUACGAUACCAUCUUGGUACUGUUGCAUUCGGAGCGCUGAUUAUAGCCAUUGUUAAAUUUCUAAGAGCUAUUUUCGCUUAUACAGCGAAAUAUAUUCAAAAAUAUGAUAAUGCCUGGAUAAAAGCACUAUUAUGUUGUUGUAAUUGCUGCUUAUGGUGUUUUGAGAAUACUCUUAAAUUUUUAACACGAAAUGCUUACAUCGAAACUGCCAUUUACGGGUGUAAUUUAUGUGGUGGAGGCAGAAAAGCAUUCCGAGCACUUACGGACAAUAUAUUACGAGUAGCAGCUAUUAAUAGCGUUGGAGAUUUUGUAUUAUUCUUGGGUAAAGUACUCGUAGUUGCGCUUACCAUUGUUGCCGGUGUUUACUUGAUCCAGAAAAAGGACGGCCUGCACCAUCCUUGGGUACCAAUAGUUCUUGGUGGACUGUUUGCUCUUCUCAUUUCCCAUUGUUUCAUUUCAAUUUAUGAGAUGAUAAUCGACACAAUAUUUAUAUGCUUCUGCGAAGACUGUUCAAGAAACGAUGGAAUUAGCCGUCCUUAUUACAUGAGUCGCGGGUUGAUGGAAUUCGUAGAAAACAGUAAGGAAGCCAUGAAAAAGCUUUAA